This is a messenger RNA of Triplophysa dalaica, 5078 nucleotides long. Its product is annotated as collagen alpha-3(VI) chain-like. The transcript is spliced from 8 exons. Lineage: Eukaryota; Metazoa; Chordata; Actinopteri; Cypriniformes; Nemacheilidae. The record is from RefSeq and is a predicted model, not a curated record. The coding region runs from base 122 to 3193 and encodes 1023 amino acids.
GAACAAGCAGAAAUUCAGUGUGGAGUCAUAGUGGACAAAGAUUUGAGGGGACAAAAUUGUUUUAUAACCAAAACAGGAUUAUUUUUGGCUUUCCUCAGAGAUUUAUUAGUUGUCCAUUUUAAUGCGGACAAUGUGGAAGCUGAGGCUGGUGCUGCACGCCCUCAUGGGUGUAAUGGUUUUUGACCUAUUCCCAAAUCUUGAAGCUCAGGAUGCAUUGGCUGUUGGAAGAAGAGAUAUAAUUUUCCUCAUUGACAGUAGUAUGGGUACAACCCUUGUCGGUGCAGUGCGAGAAUUCAUCAGAAAGUUUAUUGACAGCAUGCCAAUUGGCCCUGAUCAGGUGCAGGUCGGAGUGGCCAUGUUCUCCACUACCCCGAAGAUGGAGAUCAACUUUAACUCAUUCGACUCAAAAGAAUCCCUACUCUCAGCCCUUGACAGAAUAAAACCCAGACCUUCAUCUGAAGUCAACAUUGGUGCUGCUCUGGAUUUUGUAAGGACCGACAUGCUCAGACUUGAGAGUGGGAGCCGAAUUCAACAAAGAGUGCCACAGCUUGUUCUGCUACUGACCAGUAAAAAAUCUAAAGACAGUGUCCAGCAGUCAGCUGAAGCUCUUCGGCAGAUGGGUGUUCUGACUUUGGCUGUGGGCUCCAGGUCUGCUGAUGAGGAUGAGCUCAAACAUAUAGCUUUUGAUGAAAGUCAGGUUUUCAUGCUCAAGGAUUUCAGGAUUUUGACACGCAACCCUCAAAAAAUAUUCUCCUCUCUCUCUACGUUAUCUGCUGUUAUUGAAUCAGAGACUCCGACUGAAACAGCAUUGGCUGUUGGAAGAAGAGAUAUAAUUUUCCUCAUUGACAGUAGUUUGGGUACAACCCUUGUCGGUGCAGUGCGAGAAUUCAUCAGAAAGUUUAUUGACAGCAUGACAAUUGGCCCUGAUCAGGUGCAGGUCGGAGUGGCCAUGUUCUCCACUACCCCGAAGAUGGAGAUCAACUUCAACUCAUUCAACUCAAAAGAAUCCCUACUCUCAGCCCUUGACAGAAUAAAACCCAGACCUUCAUCUGAAGUCAACAUUGGUGCUGCUCUGGAUUUUGUAAGGACCGACAUGCUCAGACUUGAGAGUGGGAGCCGUAUUCAACAAAGAGUGCCACAGCUUGUUAUGCUACUGACCAGUAAAAAAUCUAAAGACAAUGUCCAGCAGUCAGCUGAAGCUCUUCGGCAGAUGGGUGUUCUGACUUUGGCUGCAGGCUCCAGGUCUGCUGAUGAGGAUGAGCUUAAACAUAUAGCUUUUGAUGAAAGUCAGGUUUUCAUGCUCAAGGAUUUCAGGAUUUUGACACGCAACCCUCAAAAAAUAUUCUCCUCUCUCUCUACGUUAUCUGCUGUUAUUGAAUCAGAGACUCCGACUGAAACAGCAUUGGCUGUUGGAAGAAGAGAUAUAAUUUUCCUCAUUGACAGUAGUAUGGGUACAACCCUUGUCGGUGCAGUGCGAGAAUUCAUCAGAAAGUUUAUUGACAGCAUGCCAAUUGGCCCUGAUCAGGUGCAGGUCGGAGUGGCCAUGUUCAGCACUACCCCGAAGAUGGAGAUCAACUUUAACUCAUUCGACUCAAAAGAAUCCCUACUCUCAGCCCUUGACAGAAUAAAACCCAGACCUUCAUCUGAAGUCAACAUUGGUGCUGCUCUGGAUUUUGUAAGGACCGACAUGCUCAGACCUGAGAGUGGGAGCCGUAUUCAACAAAGAGUGCCACAGCUUGUUCUGCUACUGACCAGUAAAAAAUCUAAAGACAGUGUCCAGCAGUCAGCUAAUGCAAUUCGGCAGAUGGGUGUUCUGACUUUGGCUGCGGGCUCCAGGUCUGCUGAUGAGGCUGAGCUCAAACAAAUAGCUUUUGAUGAAAGUCAGGUUUUCAUGCUCAAGGAUUUCAGGAUUUUGACACGCAACCCCCAAAAAAUAUUCUUCUCUCUCUCUACGUUAUCUGCUGUUAUUGAAUCAGAGACUCCGACUGAAACAGCAUUUGCUGUUGGAAGGAGAGAUAUUAUUUUCCUCAUUGACAGUAGUAUGGGCACAACCAUUAUCAAUGCAGUGCGAGAAUUCAUCAGAAAGUUUAUUGACAGCAUGCCAAUUGGCCCUGAUCAGGUGCAGGUCGGAGUGGCCAUGUUCUCCAGUUCCCCGAAGAUGGAGAUCAACUUCAACUCAUUCGACUCAAAAGAAUCCCUAAUAUCAGCCCUUCUUAGAAUAAAACCCAGACCUUCAUCUGAAGUCAACAUUGGUGCUGCUUUGGAUUUUGUAAGGACCGACAUGCUCAGACCUGAGAGUGGGAGCCGUAUUCAACAAAGAGUGCCACAGCUUGUUCUGCUACUGACCAGUAAAAAAUCUAAAGACAGUGUCCAGCAGUCAGCUGAAGCUCUUCGGCAGAUGGGUGUUCUGACUUUGGCUGCCGGCUCCAGGUCUGCUGAUGAGGCUGAGCUCAAACAAAUAGCUUUUGAUGAAAGUCUGACUUUCCUGCUCAAGGACUUCAGGAUAUUGACACGCAACCCCCAAAAAAUAGUCUCCUCUCUCUCUACGUUAUCUGCUGUUAUUGAAUCAAAGAUACCGAAUGAAAAAGGUCCAGUUGUGGAUGUCACUACAGUCCAAGCCCAAAAAGUUGUCAGAGACAUUCUCUUUGUGGUGGAUGGAUCCAGCUAUGUUGGAAAUGCCAACAUAAAGUAUGUCCAGGACUUCAUCUCUGGAGUGGUGAACAGACUAGACGUACAACCUGAGAGAGUACGCAUCGCCCUGAUGCAGUUUGAUGAGGGACAGCGUACAGAGUUUUAUUUUAACACGCACAAGACCAAACAGGACGUGCUCUCUAGCAUUGCUCAGCUUAGUCUGAUGGGAGGACGUGCAUUAAACACUGGUGCUGCCCUACAGUACGCACUAAGCAACCAUUUCCAGGCAUCAGCUGGGUCUCGUAAGAGGCCGGGGAUCCAGCAGGUACUGGUGCUGAUAACAGGAGGUCCCUCUCAAUUUGAGGCCAAGAGUCUCGCAGACCGAGUAGCUCUCGCUGGAGUUUUGACUUUUGCUGUUGGAGCUGGCCAGGUGGAAGAGAGUUUCCUGAAAACGGUUGCUUUUGAAAAAGAUUUGGCGUACUACAGAAGAAGUUUUACUGAAUUGUCAAGCAUUAUUGAAGAGAUCUUGACACCUCUGGUCAAUGUUGUUGGGAAGACUUAAACAGAACCUACGGAGGGAGUUUUCAGACAUCUGUACACUGAACAACAUGUUCAUCGAGGGCAGCAUUGUCACAAACAAAAGGAUCCACAAGGCCACAUGUGUGUCUCCAGACCACACCACGGAAAACCAAAUAAACCACCUGUGUAUCUCGAAAUCAUUCAGAAGAUCAAUCCAAGAUGUCCGAGUGAAGAUGGGUGCCGAUGCAGCAACAGAUCACCAUCUAUAAGUUGCCAAACUGAAAAUGAAGCUAAAAAGAACUUCACAGACACACAAGCCAAAAGACAGAAAUUCAAUAUUGGUUUCCUGGAAGAUCCAACGAUCCAGAAAGACUACAUGCUCAUGUUGACAAAUUAGUUCCAAGUGUUGCAUGAUGAGGAAACAGACAUCCACACCAUGUGGAAAGGAGUAAAACAUAUCCUAAUAGGACCAAAGAAGCCUAAACCGAAAGAUUGGAUGACAGUAGGCAUCAUGAGGAAGAUAAAAGUGAGAAAACUGAAGCUCUCAACAUUAGCCGCACAAGAGCAACAAAGGUAGCAACACAAGCUAAAUACACAGAAGCCCACAAAGUGGUAAAGAAAAGGGUGAGGAUCGACAAAGAGAGAUAUAUUGACAACCUAGCAGAGGUUGCAGAGAAAGCUGCAGCAAUAGGCAACAUGCAACAACUUUAAGACAAUACCAGGUAUAUACAGUAGACAAGAAAGACCAGUCAAUGAUAAGGAGGGACAGGCCAUCAUGGGGAUAGAGAAGCAACUGAACAGGUGGUCAGAACAUUUUGAAGAGAUGCUGAACAGACCAGCACGUGCAAACACCCCGCCCACCUUAUAUCUCCUGGCAAAUGACUGGAUCCUGAAGAAGACAACAACAGGGAAGAGAAAUGGAAUUCAGUGGACACUUGGGAACCAGCUCAAUGACCUGGAUUGUGGGAAUGACAUUGCCUUACUCUCACACAGUCGCCAUCAGAUGCAAGAGAAAACAUCAGACCUCUCAACUGUCUCAGCCAAACUUGGCCUUAGGAUAUACAUUCUGAAAAUCCCCAGCAGGACAAUCCUGCUUCCUGUACAACAAGAAAUCAGGAAGAGAAAGUGGAGAUGGAUAGGGCACACCAUGCAAAAACCAAGUACAAGCAUCACCAGACAGCCCCUGACGUGGAAUUCACAAGGAAAGAGAAAAAGGGGGAGACCUUAAACACUUGGAGAAUAGACUUGGAGGCAGAUACCACAGAGAUGGGGCACCCCUGGAAAGAGCUGGAAAAAAUCGCCAAGGACCACAAACACUGCAGAGAAAAGUUUUCGGUGGCCUAUAAUCCGAGAGGAAGGAAUAGGAUUAAUAAGAAUUGUUUUUUAUCGCAAAUCGUGUAUAGUGUCAAAAGCUCUGUCUAAGUUUAGUAAUAUAGUAGAAUACUGUUAUAUGCUCACGUCGCAUAUGAACACCAUAUCAAUAAGUAACUGGUUGUUAUCUCUUUAUAUAAAAAGUGUAAUGAUAGUUAAACCCUACAGAGUGGGGACAGUGGCCUACUGGUGCUUCAUAUUAAAUAGUUAUUUUUCAAAUGUUUUAAUUUUUGUAGAAUUGUCUUAUGAAAUGAAUGCAUUUGUGAUAGCAUGUUUUAAACUUUAUUUGUGUAACAAGCACCUUGCGAAUACCCUUCUUAUGUAACGUGUAAUGUUUUACAGUAAACGCCAUUAACGAGUAGGCUUUUAUAUGCAAGUAUACUUUUUGAGCCUAUAUAUUAUGACAUCAUCGCAUUUGUGUGUAUGUAAACAUUUUGCAAUGUUGGCUGUGUAAAAGCACUGUGGAUUAUCUAAUAAUGAAGGCUGAAUACUGGUAAAGUAAGCCAAUCAGUUACUGAUCAACAUUGUAUCAAUAUAAAAUAAUUAAUAAUUGGCAA